UAUACAACCAAUGAAACCCCGAGCCCCUCUCACUCCAGUCCACACCGCCGCCGCCUCCGCGCUCGGCCGCUGCCGGCGACUCCGCGCCCCUGCUCGUCCCUACCGCCCUCCGCGCGCUCUGCCCCACUUCCAUCCCCGUGCUCGGCCACCGUCGGCGACGCCGCACCUGCGCUCGAUCGCUGCGGUGACUCCGCGCGGUGGUCCAGAUCCGGUUGGGAGAGAACGCGCCGCCGCCUCCUUUCUCAAGAACGGGGAAAACGCGCGUGAGCCCCAAAGGUUCCGCCCGAUGCAGGUUCGACUCGCUUCCCCAGGACCACUCAGCUUUCCGGUUUCCUUCUCCAUGAACCUCUCUCCCCCAAACCACGGCAGCUUCUGCAAGCCAAUCUGGCACCCUGCAGGCACCGGCUCGAGCUCCGCGGUGGCUCCGCGGGGCGACCGGCCGGAGCACUGCGUUGAAGAUACCCUAAUUUUCAUCACUCAUCAGUGGAGAUUGAACCUCUCUCAAAAGGGGGAAAACAGUGAACAGUGAACACUGAAGAAGAGGCGAGAAAGAGGCAAUCCGAAUUCUUCCUCUCCCCAACUUUUUCUGUCCUCGAUCCCUACCUCCACAAGCGCUGCGCUUGUCUCUUCGAGAGGGUAGCGGAGUUAGUGGAUCAGGAUUUGUUUGACGCGGGGGGAGUGCCUGAUUUGAUGGUUGGGCAAUGUUGGAAGAUCGUCGACAACUGCAGAUUGUAGGUAGUUGAUUUGUAGUUGGGAAGGAGGGCUGUUUUCUUAUAUCUUGAUCAUUUAGAGAUUUUCCUACCAUCCUAAUGGAGGCAAAGGAAGUGCAUGACCAAGAUGUGUUGGUUGACCUGGAGAAAGGCAAAUGCUUGCUAAGCAGAGAGGUCAGUAAUGGGACAGAGGUUAAUUCAAUAGCUGGACAUGCAAGGAUAAUGCUGGACGGCUCGUGGGAUGAUCUUGUCGCACUGAAGGAUGGUAGGAGUCACCACAUGUCUUGCUGCUCUUCUCACUCUCGAGAUUCCAGUUCUAUUGCUAAAAAUGGAGAGUCUAUGGCAUCUGAAGGGGAGAUGAAUGUUGGGCUUUCGAAUAACUCAGUUGGCGACAAGGAAAAGAAAAAAUGGUCCAAGAAGCCACCACGGCCUCCAAGACCAUCGACUACUUCACCUUUAGAUCCUGCUGAUCAGAAGCUCAUUAGUGAACUGUCUGAGCUCUCAAUGUUAAAGAGGGCUAGGAUUGAGCGUAUGAAGGCUUUAAAGAAGAUGAAGAACUCCAAACCAGCAUCUUCGAUUGGGAACCUGGUAGCUUUGAUUAUUACUGUUAUCUUCUGCUUCUUCAUACUUUGGCAAGGGGUUUUCUCAAGGCAUGGGGCGAGCUUAAGCUUUCAUGGACCAUCUAUAUCAUCACUCAGAACACAUGGUGGCCUUAUCUCCAUCCAGUUCUACAAGAAGAAUGUCGCGGCUAUGAGCACCCAAAGUUCCUCUGCAGCUCCAAAGUUAACGCUGGAUUGGCGACUAGGCUGGAGAUCCAUGGUGAAGCUAGGAGGGUUACAGGAUGAGUAUGUUGGCUGGGCAUAACUGUCACCAUGAUUGUCGCUACCGCUCUGCGCCCCCUUUGGUUUUGCAGAUGCUCCAACAGAUCACCUUUGCCCUUCAUCUUGCUCCCCUGGCCCUGUAAACUGUUGAAACUACCCUUUGCAAAGUCACCGUUGUUGUAUUUUAUCUUUUGAUACGACCGUAGGUUUAAAGCUUUAUUCUGAACGAUUGUUGACAAAGGGCGUGACUCAAGUGAUGGCAUUUUUAGGAAGAGAAAGAUGUUGAUUCAUUAGUAGACAUGGUGUACUUGGAUGAAUCUUUCGUAAAGCUACUUAUGCGUGCCCA
Messenger RNA from Phragmites australis (common reed), 1877 nucleotides. RefSeq lists its product as uncharacterized. The transcript is spliced from 4 exons. The record is from RefSeq and is a predicted model, not a curated record. Bases 810 to 1574 code for a protein of 254 amino acids. Lineage: Eukaryota; Viridiplantae; Streptophyta; Magnoliopsida; Poales; Poaceae.